Molecule: messenger RNA, 1447 nt
Organism: Rhopilema esculentum
Lineage: Eukaryota; Metazoa; Cnidaria; Scyphozoa; Rhizostomeae; Rhizostomatidae
Product: rab-like protein 3
Molecular function (GO): GTP binding; GTPase activity
Source: RefSeq, a predicted model, not a curated record
ACUACAACCUCUUUUGGAAUCGGAGAGUAUUUUUUUGCAAAUGGCGGACGACAAGGGUUUGAGAUGAGGAAACAUGUCUGGGUCCAUAGAAAAAGUUAGGAUCGCGGUACUUGGAGACUCUGGAGUUGGAAAAACAUCUUUAGUUCAUGCAUUAGCUCAUGGAGAGGUUUUACCAAGUGCUCCUUGGACAAUUGGGUGUUCUGUCGAAGUUUUGCUGUAUGAAUAUCAACAAGGAAGCAGUUCAGAAGAAAAAUCAAUAUAUAUAGAAUUAUGGGAUGUUGGGGGAUCAACGAGUCAUAAAAACAGCAGAAGCAUUUUUUAUAACAAUGUAAAUGGUGUCAUCUUGGUACAUGAUCUUAGUAACAAGAAGUCUAUUCAGAAUUUAAGAAAAUGGUUUGCUGAGCUGUUAAAUUGUGGCAAACAGGAUUUCACUGGUGUCAUUGUGAGAGGUUCUUCUCCUGAAUACAAUGGGAGUAUAGACUUUGAUCUAGACCAAUUUUCUGGAAACCAGCUUCCAGUGCUUAUUGUUGGCACAAAGCUUGACCAAGCUCCUGAAACUAGAGCAUCUUCCUCAUACUGUAGCUUAGCUGGUGAGCUGAGAGCAACACAAGUAAAUCUAGAUUGUCUGCAGAAGAAGUCAUUCUCAAUUGGAUCACAAAACUGGGACAAAUUUAGUUCUUUCUUUGACAAGGUUAUAGAAAGAAAAUCUGGAACCCGACAUAAUUUGGGAUUUACACAGACUUCAUUUGAUUCAGAUUCUCCAAGGAGCUUACAAACAGACAAGAGACGCAAAGGAUUUUCUGGAUUCACAUAAUGGGCCUACAACUUAAAAUUGACAGGCCUGUCUUAAAAGGACAAAAUAUCUUCUUCUAGUGGGGUACUGCUGCUAAAGGUAUAAUAUUUGAAACAACAGAAGAAUUCUGCUACUUGUUUAACAAAAUUUCAAGAAGAUUCCCAUGGAUACAAAUAUGCGAUUUAGAAGACAUUUUUGUAAUGCAACAAUAUAUUGUUGGCAAAUGAUUUACUAUGCUUUAAUUUUGAAACCAUUUUUAAAACUGAAAAACUAUCUGCUGUUAAUAAAAGAUUCAGAAUUCUAGAACUCAAACCUAUGAAAUUAAGAAAGAAUUUUACUAAUGUUAAACAAAGAUGUAGAAUUCUAAAAUUUUGAGAGAUACAAUUUAUCAAAAAAAAAUGCAAUCAAAUAUUUUUUUUUCUAUUCAUUUGCAGAUGAAUUAACAUUAAUUGUAAUUCAAAAGUAAAAACUAUUCCAUAAAUGCCUAUUAAAUGGAAUAUUUUUUAUUGAUAAACUCUCUAAACAACUAUACCGAUCCAGUACCAAAACCAGAAAGACCGAUCCAGGAAUUUGCAACAAAGUUGCUAUCUGACACUAUUUGAUACUAAAAUUGCUAAGAAUUGAACUUUUUAAUUCUCUUGGUCCUGGUACAAA